AUGGCUCCACCAUUUGCAAUCGAGAGCAAGGCCGUUAAUUAUUUACGCGCCAUUCCCACGAUCAACCUUCGAAAAAACCCCCACAAUCCAAACCUUGCCUUGCAGCUUGAGGAUAUCCAAAUUGAUUUCCACCUGCGCAGCUAUGGUAGAACUACUCAGUUUGGAAUCACAGAUACGCGGCAUCCAAAGGAACCUCAGUUCGACCUCAAGCUGAGUGUCAUAACAAAUGAGACAGGCGAUAGGACUUCUCCCCCAUUGUCUCCAGCCAGCGAAGACGCAGCAACUUCACCAAGCGAGAUCGCCAGUAAAAGCUACAAUGCUAAACGCCAAACCGAAAUAAGAGUCUAUCUUCGGUUUAUUAAGAAAGGCCAUGAAACCAUCAAACAGCUUGAAGCUUUUCAUCAAUACCGCAAUGAAAGGGGUAAACUCAUAUUGGCCCAGUUUUACAGGCUUUGUGACGCUGGCACUGUGAAACAAUUUCGUGCUGUUUAUAACGCCCAUCAAGGACGGCCACCCGAAGCAUUCUUGUGGAAACUCUAUCACGGGGUUAUUGAUGCUCUGGCUUUCCUUCACAAUGAUCAUCCGAAAACAACCACUAAGCUAGGUGUUCCCAAAGACAAAAGUUUUGCAGAUCUGACGGAGGAACAACAGAAACUGAUUACAAUGGAUCCCAGAAGAGUCCGGCCCAUCGAUCAUCUGUACAGUGGUGAAUUUGAAGCUAUGCUUCAAAGAUCCUUAGUGCUUGAUCACAAGGAAAGACCAUCCGCUAGAGAAUUGUUACAAGAACUUCAAGGUCCGGCAACAGAAAGAGGGCUCAAUAUGAACUUGUUCAGGGCAUUGCCUGAAUGGAUUGGAGACGAAAUUAUCCCGAGGAAGAUAAAUGACUUUGCAGAAGAACAUGUUUUCUCCCAGAAAAGGCUCAAGGAAUUACUUCAACCAGGUGGAUUGGAAGCAGAGAAAUUAUUACAACGGAAUAAAAUAGCAGCCAAGAAAAAAGAAGUAGCUGAAAAGAGGAAACGAGAGGCGGCACGAAAUUUGCUGGGUGACGAAAAUCCAACAGCAUUUGAGCUAUUUUACGAAGAAUGGCUACCGAGAGAGAUAGAGAAUGGGAAUAUCCUCGAUAGGGGAGAAGACUUUGAGUGUCUCGAAUACACAGAUGAAGUUACCAAAUACAUAAUGGUCAGGCGCAGAGGAAUAGAAGCCGGAACUUGGGUUGAUCCAGGCCCAACUUGGCAAGAAGUAGAGAAACUUGGAAAAGAACCUGAGGCUGCCCCGGCUGCUCCCCCACCUUGA
Molecule: messenger RNA, 1293 nt
Organism: Botrytis fragariae
Lineage: Eukaryota; Fungi; Ascomycota; Leotiomycetes; Helotiales; Sclerotiniaceae
Exons: 2
Coding region: 1-1293 (430 amino acids)
Source: RefSeq, a predicted model, not a curated record